Messenger RNA from Lasiodiplodia theobromae, 1044 nucleotides. Its product is annotated as Transcriptional regulator. The transcript is spliced from 4 exons. Lineage: Eukaryota; Fungi; Ascomycota; Dothideomycetes; Botryosphaeriales; Botryosphaeriaceae. The record is from RefSeq and is a predicted model, not a curated record. Bases 1 to 1044 code for a protein of 347 amino acids.
AUGCCGCAGCCAUUCACCAUUUGCUUUGAAGACGCAUCUACGAAAAGGCAGAGGCAGAACCGCAUCGCGCAACGCAAGCACCGGAGUCGAGACAGAGCGCGGCAAAUGAAAGGCGGCCGGGACGUCCCGGAAAACCCAAGUCUUAUGCAGCACGAUAGCCCUCCACGAAAUUACGUGCUCUCCUCCGGCAGCAUGCCGCUCGAAACACAACCUCAGACAGCAGCCGAAGGGGUCGAUGCCACCACCGGCAUUGCUGACGCAGCGCCGGAACAAACAGGAGUGUUGACACCAUCGAGCGAUCCAUUCGGCCCGGUAUGCGCAAACACGGGGGCAGUGCAGUACGGCGGCGUGCCCGCCGACUGGUUCCCGCCGACGACGCAGACGACAUCAUACAUGCAGCUCGAUCAGCAGCAUCCUCCUUCCGGCGCCGCGGCCCCGUACGAUGACAAUACCUACAUACUCCCGUACUCACUACAGCCGGAUCCGCCAGCGGUCCCGCUGCAGCAGCUGGCCGGCCACUGCCAGUCCGUUGAAGAACGCAUGGAGGCGCUAGUCGAGUUCUCGCGCAGCAUGGGCUUCACGACGUUCGACGACGCCGUUACAACGUACUAUACCGCACAAUUCAAAGCGCGCACCCGCAUCGAGAUGGAGCAGCGCUGCAGCCGCAGCCGGCAGCUGCCCGGCGUGCUGGCCCUCCUCACAGCUAGCGCGCAGCGCUGGACGAGCCUGCAGUCGCACGCCUACCGCUGCGAGAUCGUCAAGGCGGCAGAGAAUAUAUACGCCGAUGAGAUGGCCCGCCUGGAGGGCCUGAUCGGCCCACUGCAGAUGCACGGAGGCGGGACGGGCCUUGCGGCACUGCGCAACUGCCCGGAUGAGCUGCAGGGGAUUCUGGAGGACCACGCUCCGAAUUUGUGGCUCCUGCUGGUGGAGCUGGCUAAGUCGAGGACCCUGGAGAGCAAUUGCACCGUGCUCAGCAUUGCUGCGUCAUUGUUGAAUCUACGGCUGCUGCAGCGAGAUACUGGUACGAAGAGUCGUAGUAGGUGA